Molecule: messenger RNA, 1516 nt
Organism: Puccinia graminis f. sp. tritici CRL 75-36-700-3
Lineage: Eukaryota; Fungi; Basidiomycota; Pucciniomycetes; Pucciniales; Pucciniaceae
Exons: 7
Coding region: 164-1285 (373 amino acids)
Source: RefSeq, a predicted model, not a curated record
GAUUCAGAUCGUUGCGUCAUGGGUUUGGUUUGCGAUCACAAUCAAUCACGAUCAUCUGUCUUCUUCCACCUCACUUCUCUGGUCGCUCCUCUCUCUCUCCCUCCAAUCCAUUCAUCCUCAGUUUGUUCUUGGGCGCAUUGUCCACAUAUUCCUCUUCCAAGCCAUGUCUACCACUUCUGAAUCAGAGGAUGAUGUUUCGAAUAUCUUUAACAACCCUCCCGGCCCUUCUCAUAACAACAACACCAACAUCAACAAUCCAGCAGAACAUGAUCAACAUGAUACCAGUCACGCGAAUAUCUUCAAUCAGACCGAUCAUCCUUCAGAUAAUGAAGUGACAGACGAGCGGAUGGCAGAUGCAGAUGAUCCAAUCGAUUUACUGAUUGAGGAGCUUCAAAGCUUGUAUCAUCUGAACGAUCACUUUGCUCCAAUUGCUAUGAAGGCUGCUAAAUGCCCUCCCGAAGAGCGGUUUGUUAGACUCUUCUAUGCAAUCACCUCAAUUUCACAGAGUCUCGAGUCUGGAUCAUCAAAGAGUGGAUCUGCCAAUCAUGCUGUCCGGGACUUCUUCAAAGAUUUCAUCCGCGAAACAGCAAGAUCGUUCGUUGGAAGGACAGACGUGGAGGCAUACACUGCUACUGUUGACAAGCAUUCAGACUCGCUGACCAAAUCCCUUCUUAGGUUAACUAUAGGCGUGGCCAACAAGCAAACCCCUGAAUUCAAAGAGAAGUUUUAUCCGAAAGGAUUUGAAGGUAGCGACCUCAACUCAAAGUCGCAAUAUCACGAAGUAAUUGCCAACUUGGUAAAACACGUUCGAGGACAGUUGAGAGACACUCUUCUUAAUCAGAUUUUGUCGAACAAAAAAGUUCAACCGACUGAUGUGGUUCCUCCGAUUGAAGAAUUGAUCAACCUGAUCAUCAAGGAUCUCCUGCCAAGGCACAAGAGAGCCACUCAGGCAGCGGUCUCAAUCACCUGGAGGCAACACAUUCGAUUCAGUCAUCUCCGAUUGGAGACGGUCUCACACUAUCUUGGUCAUUAUCCCAAGACUAUCACCCAAUGGAUGUUGAUCGAUCAACGAUUGGAUGAUCUUCGAUGGAAAUCACUCCCCUUCCAGCAGAAGCAUGCCGAGAUGGUCCUGGAAAAGGACAAAUCACUGUUCUCUCAAAAAAAGAACUUCAAGGAUCUUGAUCAUGACAGCAUUGUAAUGCCUAGCAUGCAAGACGUUGAAAAUGCUUUGACCAGAUCGCUUCUUCCUCAGCCCUCGCAAUCGGCCCCUCCUGCUCAAACCUGAUCAUUGGCAAGCGGAGUCUCUUUGUUCACCAAAAAAGUCAUCGACAAUCGCCUCCAAGUCAUUUUCCACUCUGUACAUACUUUUUUCUUCUUCUCUCCCGGUUCGCAUCUCCCCCUCCCCAAAAGUAGUAAAAUAAACUACAUAAAUGUAUCUUUUUCUAUCGGUAGCAAGCCGCACCCCAAUGUAACUAGUAAAUAUAUGUACUGCUAAAUCUAGAGCAGAUCCCAAUUG